CGAGAGAAUUAUCAGGAACUAUAUUGUCUCAACAAUCUGUUAUAAAUAAUAGUACUACCUAGCUCUUUUAGUACAACAAAAGAACCGCAAAAAAAUGGAUUCCCAAACAACAGUUAAAACCUUAACAGAAGAUCCUCUUCAAUAUAGAGCUUUUGUCCAAAACCAUAUACUAAAAGAUGCAUCAUUCUCCUCUUAUAUCAAACCAGAAGAACAUACUCCCCCUGAGGAUUCCGAAAUCAACGUAUUCGAUGCCAAAAAAUACUUCAGUGAAACCAAUGACUCCUCUCCAGAAGUCGAAAAUAAAUUAGUGGAACCAUGCGAAUUAGCUUCAGCUCAUCGUCAUUCAUCAGUUUCUUCCGUAGAUAAUAAUAGCUACGGAAGAAACUUUCGUGCCAAUUCAUUUCGUGCUACGCCAACUGCUUCAUCUGAAGCUAGUUGGAAUAGCCAAACUGGGCUAUUAGCAAAUCCUCCAGGUGCUAUUUCUGUUUCAUUGAGGGGCAUUAAUCCGAAUGAGAAAAAAAGAACUACAUUUAGUACUCGUACAUGGCUUUUCUGUCGUAAAUGCCCUUGUUCGGGUAAGAAGUCCGUGCAAGUUGAGGAAACUAGUUCGGAGCCAAGAACAGAAAGUACUGGCUCCGAACAUUUCCCCAUAAAGCAUAAAGUAGUACUUGAAAAAACUACCAACAUGUCUCAGAAAAAUUCCAUUGAGGUACAACAGAGGACAGCAAGGACGCAGUCGUUAGACAUUCAUCCUGUACCUGUACCUCUAUCAUUGGGGACGAUAAAUAAAAUUGGAACGAUACAGAGAAGAUUAUCAGAGUCAGAGAUAACUACUACUACUCAUAUUACGCCUUGUCAACAGCGCGUGUUGGCACCAGUUAGGCCGUUUACUGAAACGGCAGGAGGAGGAGGAGGGGGAGGAUUUUCUUUCCCAAUUCUAAACAAUUCAGCACAGGCGGCGAAAUUGGGAAUCAAACCUCCACCAACAAGGUCGUCAAUUUCACCAAUACUGGAAGAUCCAGCACGAGAUUCAAUCGAAGUUUUUCAACCAUCUUCGCGUAAAUCAACAGAAACAGAUCAUCAUCAUCACAGAUGCAACUUCCCCUUCCCUGGUAGUCCAAUUUCUCGAGUGACAGCAACAGAUGAUGACGCUGCCAGCGAUGCUAGCUCCGAUCUUUUUGAAAUCGAGAGCUUCUCAACAUCCAUCGCGACAUCAUCAUGUCCAUUAUAUCGUCAACAGCGUCAUUCCCUCGAGGAGCCAGGUACGCCAAGUGUGGCAGCUACAGAAUGUUACGCACCAAGUGAAGUGAGCAUUGAUUGGAGUGUCACUACUGCAGAAGGUUUCGAUCGAGCUAGUGUUACUAACUACUCAUCGGUAUCCGAGAUAGACAACAAUGUGUCAAAUUCUAGACUUUUUGGCGGUGUCAGCUCCAGUGGCAACAAUAGCAACGGCACAGGAGAAGCCGGAGGGAAGUGGAAGGGGGGAGGGUUGUUGAGUUGUCGCCAUGAAAAGGCGGUAAAUGUGGGGCCGCAGCCAGUUAAAUAUGGGUCGCCCGAGGGGCCACCACAAUUACCGUUGAUAACUACAGCAGGACAUGUGGGAAGCAGGCCAAUGCCCAGAGCUAAUAAGCCACCCAUUGCUAGCUCUCAUUCAGCACGCUUGUCUCUUGCAUUUGCUGCAUGACAUGACAAAUAAGCUCCUUCACAAUGCCAUGUUUCAUGUCUAUAUGUUUGACCCCCUCCUUCUUUCUGUUCUAUUUUACGUGACAUUGUUAUUAUUUGGAGAAUUAUGAGAAAUUUUUCUUUGAUCC
Molecule: messenger RNA, 1811 nt
Organism: Capsicum annuum
Lineage: Eukaryota; Viridiplantae; Streptophyta; Magnoliopsida; Solanales; Solanaceae
Product: protein PHYTOCHROME KINASE SUBSTRATE 4
Exons: 1
Coding region: 95-1684 (529 amino acids)
Biological process (GO): phototropism
Source: RefSeq, a predicted model, not a curated record